AUGGUCGACAAUAAUAAAAACGUCUUGCGUUAUGGCCAAAAGGUGCGACUUACAACCCGUUCUGCUUACGUUGAUGAUAAUGUCCUUGUUAUUCCUGAGAUAGGUAUUGGUUAUUAUGAAAAAAAUGGACGUCAUGGGGUCCUCAGCUGCGUUCCUCCUCUUGGACCAAAGCUCCAGCAACUUUUUACGGAAGACGAGUUUUUAGUGACACUUCCAACCGGACAACGAUGUAUACAAAAUCAAGUACAUUAUGGAGAUCCAUUGGUGCUUGUGAAUCAGCACGAUAUGGUCUGGAACAAUAAAACGGGCGGUAUUACGGGCUACGUCGGUCCUCGACCACGUGGUGUUCCAGGCGAAAUGUUUGUGUGUUUUACAAAAGUUCCAUUGAAUGGGGGCGUGCAAAAGAAGGAGAAAGGGAAUAAAGUGGACAAAAUGACAUCAUCGAGGUCAAUGUCUGGCAGUUUUUCCUUGUCGGAGAGUCCAGAAUUUGAGUCGGGUGUUGUGUGCUUUGGUGAUACAAAUGUUGCAAUCACAGUGGUUGAGUCGAAUCGUCAUUCGCAAAUGUAUAAUAAAAGACUUAGCAACUUUAAGAAACCGACGAGUCAUAUCAUAGGAGGAUACAUUUGCUGUGAUGGCAAAGGCACUGAGUUGAGAUUUACAAUCUGGCCGGCCAAGCCAAAGAUUGAACAGAUUACCAUGCUGAAUAAACUCAUCACGCCGUAUAGAUAUGGACAAAAGAUUGCGUUGCCAUUGGGACUGCUGGAAAGCAAAGCAAACAAGACGACAAGCUUUUGCAACGCGAGUGUGAACAGGGAUAGUGACAUUCUGCAGACGAAGAUUUUCUUUAAACUGUCCAACGGAGCGGAAGCUGUGCUACCCGGGACAUUGUUACGACAGAAGAUGUUGGCUCAUGUCCAGCCGUCUGAACAUAACGGAAAAAAAUCCGAAUUGAUCUUUGAGCUUCCUCUGCAAAAUGGACCAGGUGUAUUGAUGAUGCAAUUAACCGGUGUCACGCCUCGAAAAAUAGUUGGAAAGCUGGCUGCAUCGAAUGGGAAGCAGUCAUCAGCACCGAAGGUCAAUCGUGGCAAGGUAAUAUUUUACCGUGUGUCGGAUUCGUUUCGACUCGUGCCUGUGCCCAUGUUUGCGUUACUUUACGCGGUGGUCACAUUCUACCUUUGGGAUGCUCUUAACACAAUGGAGGACGGUCUGCAUCGUGAACUCGUUGUGUUGGUUUUAGUGUUUCUCCCAGUCUUUUACGUGGUGGUGAAGGCAGAUCAUCCGUUCUCUGCGCUAUUCCGGCCUCCUGUUUUGAAGCCAGAGGUUGACAACAUCGACUAUGAGAGUCCUCCGACAAGCGGCACGUUGAAGCUCAUUGUCACUGAGUACCGCUUUGUCCCAGGGUUCGCCAACGCCAACGGAAGCGUAAGAAGAACGUCACAAGAAGCGAGGUCAUCAGCUAGCGGGUUAACGAAUGAGCCAUCCGUUACUUCGUUAGAAGCGACAGGAUCAGUUCCCAUGCGCUUUAUCCUCGCGGAAAAGGGCGAUCAGGCCAAGGCGCUUGAGCGAUACAAUGAGACAACCGAAUGGCGACGCGACGAAGGUAUAGAUAGCCUACUUAUGAAGCCUAAUCCACAUUUCAAGAUCAUUAAGGAUAAUUACCCGCACUACUACCACAAGCGUGGCAAGAACGGCGAGCCUGUGUACUACGAGAAGCCAGGCAAGAUUAAUUUGAAGGCUCUCAAGAAUGCGGGUCUCACGCUGGAUGAUCUGAUGCACAACUACCUGAUGAUCACGGAGUUUCUGUGGCAAGUGAUUGAGCAGGACGACAACUGCAAGGGUAUUUCCGUUCUGGACGUGGAUGGGAUCGGCAUCUCGGACUUUGCUGGUGAGGCUGUCGAGUACGUUCGCAAAGCAGCUUCUAUAUCCGGUAAGCACUACCCGGAACGCUGCGCGUACAUUUUCGUGAUCAAUGUGCCCUCCUGGUUCAGUAUGAUUUGGAAUACCGUGAAAGGAAUGGUGGAUGACGUGACUCGUGAAAAAGUCAUUAUCGUGCGUGGAAAGAAGAAAAUUUUGGAGGCGCUGUCAGAGCGUAUUCCUAUUGAAAACAUUCCUGUGGAAUACGGUGGAACGAGCGACGGGAAGUCUUCGGAGGAAGACUUGCUCUUUAAUCUCAUGGACUACGUCAAUAACGAUGAAGGCGCACCAGCAACCAACCCAAUCGAAGAGAUUAUAAGAAAGAAGCCCAUUAAGCAUUAA
Molecule: messenger RNA, 2256 nt
Organism: Peronospora farinosa
Lineage: Eukaryota; Oomycota; Peronosporomycetes; Peronosporales; Peronosporaceae
Source: the annotation of a GenBank genome assembly